GAUCAGGUAUUACAUCAUAGAAAUGGUCAAAAUUUUGCCGCGAUUUUUUCCUUGUGUGGUCGGAAGAGAACUAUGAGAGCGUCGUGAGAAUUAGAAGCGAACGAUUAAUGUCUAAGAAAUUUUCUAUUUUAAUUUUCUAACUAUUAACAAUAGAACAAAAUGUCUAAAGUAAAUACAUUGUACAAUUAUUUCAUAUCACCAAAGACUGUUAAACAAAAAGAUAAUAAAGAUAAUAAAGACAAUAAAAGUACAAAUGCUGCAACGCCAGGAACACCGAAAAGUGGACGAAAGAACAAAGAACAAAAAAAAGUAGAAGAAAAAGAAAAUCGUCAAAUUGAUAUACGCAAAAGAAAUUGGAAAAAUGAAGAAUCAGAUGAAAAUGAAGAAAUUGUACCAGUUCAACCCAAACGACGUAGAAUUAUUAUACCUGAAGAAGAUUCUGGUGAAGAUUCUGGUGAUAGUUUCAAACCUGAUUCAGCAGAUGAAGAUAGUGAAACUGAGUUAUCUGAAGGUGUUACAGAAAGUGAAAUAGAAACUCAAGAUGAAGAAACUCCUGAGAAAAAACCAAAGAAGUCUGUAAUUGCCAAGGGGGGUUCACGUAAAGAAAAAGGAACACCCAAACAAGUAGUGAAAAAAGAAAUAAAAUCAGUUUCUGCACCACAAUCUCAGGAACAAUCAACAAGUGCACCUGCUAUUCCAGCAGAUUCAUGGCCUCACUUAAAAUAUGAUUUCCUUCAACCUAAUAAAAGAAGGGAUAUUAAUAAAAGACCACCAACCGAUCCAAACUAUGAUUGUAGAACUGUUUACGUACCAUUGGAAUUCCUUAACAAUCAGACACCUGCCAUGAGACAGUGGUGGGAACUCAAGAGCAAACACUUUGAUUGUGUUCUAUUUUUCAAAGUUGGAAAGUUCUACGAAUUGUAUCACAUGGAUGCAGUUACUGGAGUUAAUGAACUUAAUCUAACAUACAUGCGUGGAGAAUUUGCACAUUCUGGUUUCCCAGAAAUUGGAUAUGGACGUUUUUCAACGAGUCUUAUUGAAAGAGGAUAUAAGAUUGCACGUAUUGAACAAACUGAAACACCAGACAUGAUGACACAACGUUGUAGUAAAAUGUCCAAAGUAACCAAAUACGACAAGGUUGUAAAACGUGAGAUUUGUCAAAUAAGUACAAAGGGUACUAGAGUUCAUACUCCUUUGGAUGUUGACGUAUCUACACCUAAUUCUAAUUAUCUUCUCUCUUUGGUUCAAAAAUGUAAAUCAGGAGUAAACAGCAGUUUUGGAGUAUGUUUCAUAGAUACCACCAUCGGUGAUUUUCAUCUUGGAGAAUUUGUCGAUGAUUGUUACAAUUCCAGACUAUUGACUUUAUUUGCACAUUAUCCACCAGUCCAUAUUGUCUAUGAACGCGGAAAUUUAUCACCAGCCGUAUUGAAAAUUUUAAAUAAUUCGAUGGCAGCUGCCUACAAGGAGUCUCUUCAACGCGAUGUACAAUUUUGGACUGCUGCUAACACGUUGAAAUAUCUUCACGAAGGUGAAUAUUUUAAAAAAGAGAAAGAUUCAAAUUUUGUUUGGCCCGAAGGUUUACAACCUUAUUUAAGUGAAGGAGAUAGUUUGGGUUUAACUCCUUCCGAAGAUAAAGAAUUAGCAGUACGUGCUCUUGGAGGAUGCAUUUAUUUACUUAAAGAGUAUUUACUCGAUCAACAAUUAUUGGCACAGGCACAAUUUAAAACAUAUGUACCACCUGAUUUCUUCAAUGGUGAUGAACGUACAGAAAUAAAACUCAUGAACAAUAUGGUAUUGGAUGCUAUUACAAUCAACAAUCUACGAAUUUUUGGAGAAGGUUCUCUUAUGAAAACAUUGGAUUAUUGUGCUACUGCAUUUGGUAAAAGGUUGUUACGAGAAUGGAUAUGCAGACCAUCUUGUCGUAAAAAUAUUAUAAAAGAGCGUCAAGAGGCUAUACAAGAAUUAAUAGAAAAUGUUAAUGUAGUUCAGUCUAUUCGAUCAGUGUUGUCGAAUCUUCCAGAUUUAGAAAGAUUAUUAAGCAAAAUACACGCAUUGGGUAAUAAAGCUAAAUUAUGGAAUCAUCCUGAAGGAAGAGCAAUAAUGUUUGAGGGUCAGACGUACUCGAAAAGAAAGAUUAUGGAUUUUAUUACAACUUUAAAUGGAUUUGAAAAAGUAUUGGAAAUUAUUGAUUUGUGUUCUGAUUUCAAAACCAAUUUGAUAAGUCGGUGUACCAAAUUCGAACCAGAAGGAGAAUUUCCUCAUUUGAGAGAGACCCUUGAUUAUUUUAAAACAGCAUUCGAUCACGAGGAAGCAAAGAAACAGGGAUGUAUCGUACCUAAAAAAGGAGUGGACGACGAAUAUGACUCAGUGUUAUCUCAGAUGGAUGAAAUAAAGGAAGAUUUAGAUGCUUACUUAGCAAAGCAAAGAAAACAUUUUGGUGUUAAGGUAACAUUCUUUGGUCAUGAUAGAAAAAGAUUUCAAAUUGAAGUUCCAGAUUCUCAAAUAAAAAAAGUUGGAUCGGGAUAUGAAUUAGCAUCCCAACGUAAAGGUUUCAAACGUUACUAUACCGCUGAAGCAAAAGAACUUUUGGCAAGACAAACGAGUGUUGAGGAAACCAGAGACAAAGUUUUGAAGGAUUUGAACAGACGAAUAUUCGCAAAGUUUAGUGAGAAGUAUGACAUGUGGCAUAUGGCUGUUCACAAAAUAGCUAUUUUAGAUGUUCUCAUAUCUCUUGCUGAAUAUGCUCAUAGCGGUGAUAUGUGCAUUCCAGAAAUUCAUGACGUAAACGAGGGUGAAAUCUUCAUCGAUAUCAAAGAUGGAAAGCAUCCGUGUAUAUUAUCAGAUAACUUUAUUCCCAAUGAUACUUCAAUCGCUAAAGAUCAGACAGCUUCGGUAAUUAUUUUAACUGGUCCAAAUAUGGGAGGUAAAUCUACUCUGAUGCGUCAAAUAGGAUUGUUAACGAUCAUGGCACAAAUUGGUUGUCACGUACCAGCAAGUUCAUGUAAUCUAACAUUGGUAGAUCGUAUUUUUACAAGAUUAGGAGCAAACGAUGACAUUCUAGCUGGCCAAAGUACAUUCCUGGUUGAAUUAACGGAAACUUCUGCUAUAUUAAAACACGCCACACCUUAUUCUUUAGUUUUGUUAGACGAAUUAGGUCGUGGUACUUCAACAUACGAUGGUACAGCAAUAGCUGCGUCAGUUGUUAACGAACUGACAAAGUUAAAAUGUCGUACAUUAUUUUCAACGCAUUAUCAUUCAUUGGUAGAAGAUUACAAAAACAAUCCGGACGUAACAUUGGUUCACAUGGCAUGUAUGGUAGAAACUGAAGAAGARGAAGAAGUAUCUCAAGAAACUGUUACAUUUUUGUAUAAACUCAGUGAAGGUGCUUGUCCAAAGUCUUAUGGAUUUAAUGCAGCAAGAUUGGCUGGUAUUCCACUUGCUAUUACAAACAGAUCACGUGAAAUUGCUAAAAGAAUGGAACAAGAAACUAUUAAUAAACAUCUCUUCAUUAGUCUUUGUAAAGCUAACGAAUCUGAGAUAAGAACUCUUAUUACAAGUAUUUAAAAACGAACAGAAAACAAAAUGAAGAAUGAAUUAUUUAAAUGAUCAAGAAAAAGGUAUUAAAUAUAUGUGUAAUGUAUAUCGCGUAAAAAAAAAAGAUUUGCUACAAGAAAUAACCAAUAUCUUGUGAAGUAAUGUGAUACACAAGUACAAGUAUACGUAACUUUGAAUUUAUUUAUAAUUAUUUCUUGUCGCGAAUAUGUUCAUUUUGUCUACUCAAUCAUUUGCAUACUUUCCUAUUACUUCUCGUACCUUAUAUUAUAUUAUUUCUUUUUUUUUUUUUUUUAUUUGAAAUUUGUCGUUCUAUUUAAAACACUUUUUGCAUAAAUAAAUUAAAUUGUAAUCGUAUUUGUUAUAUUUUUUUACUCAAUAAAUUGUUUGGUACCAAAUAUGCCUCAUGUGUGUUACUGGAGUUUAUUUUUUUAUAUUUUAUGUAUGUGUACGAAUGAUUAUAUAAUUUCAGGAACUUUAUACUUUUAUGUAUGAAUAGUUUUUAAAACAAUAGGAAUGAUAAUUAUUAAAAGAUCAAUUUGUUUGCAACAUUAAAAUGCAGUUUCUUUGACAGAGAUGUACCUAAAAUAAUAUAAACCAAUAAUAAUUGAACACCUAUGAGAAAAUUGAUUAAACAAUAAGAAUAUCACUUGUAAAGAGAAUAAUUAUUGCUUACAAAAACUUUAUUAAUCAAUGCCAAAAUACAAAAAGGCUUUUUCUUCAUGACUAAUUACGAUGCAUUACAAAUGAUAUAAACUUUGCUCACACCAAACGAUUGCAUUAAAAAAAAAAAAAAAUAUAUCUUGGUGAAUAGAAGAAGAAGAAGAAGAAGAAGAAGAAACGAUACAACACAUGUAGUAUGUGUGAAAUAUUGUAGUGAAAUAAGAAUUGUCAA
Messenger RNA from Polistes dominula (European paper wasp), 4447 nucleotides. RefSeq names its product DNA mismatch repair protein Msh6 (gene Msh6). Gene Ontology annotation, cellular component: nucleus; MutSalpha complex. NCBI's taxonomy places the organism in Eukaryota, Metazoa, Arthropoda, Insecta, Hymenoptera, Vespidae. The record is from RefSeq and is a predicted model, not a curated record. Gene Ontology annotation, molecular function: mismatched DNA binding; ATP-dependent DNA damage sensor activity; ATP binding. Gene Ontology annotation, biological process: mismatch repair.